CAACUGGUCCCUCACCACGCCAAUAAUAAUACCAUUAACGCUCCCCUCUUUCUCCUGGUCCUUCCCAAGUAUUCGUCACUCGCAGAUCUGACACUGCAAUCUUGAGUCAUCGCCGUGAGCUGCAUCGGCCUAUCCCUCAAUGCUUGCUCAGGCUGAGUCCUUGUAAAAUGGCUCCUUCAUUAAUCAACAUUCAACGAGACAUUAUUCUGGAUGCUAUUCGCCAUGCUGGUGGAAACGACUGGAAAAUCCUUGUGGUGGAUGAGAAUAGCCGGAAAUUGUUGGAUAAUUCGGUGAACGAAGAUGAUAUUCUGAACAACAAUGUGACGAAUAUCGAGCAGAUCGAGCAUCGCCGGCCGUCUAACAAGGACAUGGAUGCGUUGUACAUUCUGUCGGCUCUACCCCAUAUAUUGGAUUGUCUCAUGGCAGACCUAGAGAGACAACGUUAUCGCAGGUUCUUUGUGGUAUGGACAGCAAUCUUGGACCAACAACAACGAUCCAGGUUAGACCGUUCUCAAAUUGCUCGCGACUUGAUUGUGUCUACGCGGACCUUGAAUGUCGAUUUUUAUCCUCGAGAAUCGCAAGUGGUUACUUUCCGCGAUCCUUGGAGCUUUCCUGUACUAUUUCAUCCUGCCUGCAAUAACCUGAUACGAGAACAUUUAGAAGGACUGUCUAGAAAGAUUGUUUCCCUUUGUGUUGUUUUGGGCGAAUAUCCUAUAAUUCGGUAUUAUCGGCCACGAACACCUACACACGAGGCCAGCGUCUUGUGUUCUCACUUGGCUCGGUUUGUUCAAGAUGAGCUAGACCGAUAUGCUCAGUUUAACCGAGAUUUUCCACCGCAGAGCCCGCGCCCUAGGGGCGUUCUUCUCAUUGUCGACCGAUCGAUGGAUUUAUUUUCUCCAUUGCUCCAUGAGUUUACGUACCAAGCAAUGGCCCAUGAUCUACUUCCGAUAAAGGAUGGUGAUAAAGUAACAUAUAAAACGGUAAUCAACGAGGGUGCUGCAAAUGAAGAAGUCAAGGAUAUGGAGAUCACCGAUCAUGAUCGCAUUUGGGUCGACUAUAGACACCUUCAUAUGAAAGACGUGCUGGAAAGGCUGGCCGAGGACUUUACAAAGUUCAGAGCGGCGAAUCCACAUUAUGCUGAGAGUGAGGACUCGUCUAAGGUCAGCGUCAAUACGAUCAAAGACAUGUUGGCUGGUUUGUCAGAUUUCCAAGCAGGGAAGAAUGCAUACACCCUCCAUUUGAAUAUGGCACAGGAGUGUAUGAAGCUCUUCCAAGAGCACAAUUUGCUGGAGACAAGUUCUGUAGAGCAGAGUUUAUCUACCGGCCUUGAUGAGGACUAUAAAAAGCCCAAAAAUCUAGCUAUUCAACUAGUCCGUCUCUUAGAUGAUGAAUCUAUCAUUCCUCCGGAUCGAUUGCGACUUAUCUUAAUGUACUUGAUAUAUCGAGACGGCUUGCUGGGGGGCGAUAUUCGAAAGCUUUUGGCUCAUGCUAAGCUUCCGCCUCAGGAUGGGGAGGUUGUUUAUAACCUAGACCUACUCGGCGCAAGAGUUGAAAAGCCACUAAAAGACAACAAACCGGCGAACCAGCCAAUCUUUCAACGAAAGUCCCCUACUGCUGCACAACAACAGGAAGUCAGCCUUUCGCGUUUUGAACCGAAUGUGAAAUUAAUGCUUGAGGAACAAAUAAAAGGCACUCUUGAUCCCACAAUCUUUCCAUUCACUCGUCCCCAUACAGACGGGGAGGGUGGUAUGCAGGAUCAAAUAUCGCAGUCCUCCCUGCGAAGUGCGAAGCCAACCUGGGCUCGCACUAGAUCAUCCGGUGACCAACCUCGUCAAAGAAUCCUUGUCUUCAUGGCUGGCGGAGCUAGCUUCGCUGAAGCACGAGCAUGUUACGAGAUUACACAAGCAUCGGCUAAAGAUGUGUUUCUGGCAUCCUCGCAUAUGCUUUCUCCAGCUAUGUUUCUCCGCCAACUUGGUGACCUCAAUACAGACAAGAGACGGUUGGAUAUUCCAGCUGAGCGGCCUCGACAAAAAGCACCAGCACAUCUCUUCGAGAAAGACACUCCACCGCCACAACAGAAAUCCGUCAAGCCUCAAGCUCCCCCGACUGCUGCCAUGGCCAACAUGUCUCUGAAAGGAAAUCAGCCACCGCAAGCACCGUCAAAUGGAACACCAUCCGGAGGCAAACCGGCCAAAAAAGAAAAGGAGAAGAAGAAACAUCAUUUCUUCCGAUGAUACUGUAUACGAAUUCCACGACACCAUCCAUAUAUACGGUUUGCAUUGUCGUUCUUCCCUCGAGCAUUUUUCGCGGGUUGUUUCUGCUUCAUAUAACUAUGUUUCUACAUCUAAGGCGCGAUACUUUCACUUGAUGCUUUUACUGAUACCAUGUGCCUUGUCAUCCUCGGGGGGGUUGGAAUUGAUUUUACCAAGUCGAUUAUAAUAGUGGAGAAAAGGGAAAUUUAUGAAUACCAUCCCAAAUCCUCCGCACAUUAAGCCACAGUACAACCUUUGAAGACGCAUUUCCCAAAGAUGUACAACAUCUAAAUGGAAGCUUUACUUAUAGGAAGGUUUAUCAUUCAAUGAUUCAUCAUUUUCAAUAUUUAUAAAA
Molecule: messenger RNA, 2607 nt
Organism: Talaromyces proteolyticus
Lineage: Eukaryota; Fungi; Ascomycota; Eurotiomycetes; Eurotiales; Trichocomaceae
Product: Sec1 family superfamily
Exons: 8
Coding region: 168-2234 (688 amino acids)
Biological process (GO): intracellular protein transport; vesicle-mediated transport
Cellular component (GO): plasma membrane; secretory granule
Molecular function (GO): syntaxin binding
Source: RefSeq, a predicted model, not a curated record